CCAUGUGUGCUGACAGUACAGAUAACUAAUUGAUUGCCUGAUAAAUGGCUCUCUUUUGCGAGACUCUCUGAGAAAUGUGGUAAAUCUUCGAUAACAUUAUUUCACUCUAUGUGGAAAGAAUUCGAAAUAAUGCGGCUUUUGGUGGUCAGUUUGCCCUCAAAACUACUUAUUCUCCUGUUGAUAUUCUUCGGUUUCAUGUAUGUAAUCUACUUGGUGGUCAUAAAAUCAGAUGAACAUGUCCCAAUAUGUGUCCUCAACUAUACAUCGGUCCUUGAUAAUCAGUUCAAAGAGAUAGGCUGUUAUCGACUCAAAUAUGACCAGGUUGGUCGUCUACAGCCAUUUCUGAAUCUACUAACUUGGCCACAGUUGGAAGCCAAAUAUGCAUCUUCUCAGCCAAGAGAUUACAUUGUGCUCAACAACUCACCAGAAAAUUCCGAUCUAAAACCUUUAUUUGGAUCACUUUACACUAGAUAUGAUGCAGCAUUAGCAAACGCUACAAAUGAAAACGUAUCAAAUGAAAAUAAUGAAAGUGAAAAAGUCACCGAAAAGCAAGGUUUGCCUAAAAUAUGGACUCCAAUGGGUUGUUCUACUAGUAUGUCAUCAGCUAUAAUCAUUCCAUAUCGUAAUCGAGAUGAACACCUACGCAUUGUAACAAAUCAUCUACAUGCGUUUAUAAGGCAUCAAAAAAUACCAUAUACCAUUUUCGUGAUUGAACAGACCGGAGAAACUAAAUUUAACCGUGGUGCUCUUUUAAAUGCUGGGUUUCUUGAGGUUUCAAAGUUGCAGGAGUAUAGCUGUUUCAUUUUACACGAUGUGGACAAACUGCCUGAAGAUGACCGUAUUACUUAUACGUGUAAUUCACGUCCGACGCACUUUUCCUCUGCACUUAGUCAGAACGCUUACAAAGGACUGUAUAGGGACUUUUUCGGUGGUGUUGUGGGAUUUACUCGUCAACAGUUUCUGGAAAUAAAUGGAUUUUCAAACCUAUAUGAAGGAUGGGGUGGUGAGGAUGAUGAUUUAUUGACUCGAGUUAGUCAAACCAAAAACUGGAUGUUUCGAAUCGACCCAGAUAUUGGUCGUUAUUAUACACUGAGUCAUGCCACUGAUAAGUUGAAUGAAGUCAAUCCAGACUGCUUUACAUUAUUAAAGCACGCAUCUACACGUAUUAAAAGUGACGGACUGAAUACCUUGAACUACAGUGUUAUCUCCUCACAAACUAUGUACAACGGUUUACUUCAUUGGAUUGCCGUGGAUAUACCAUCAGUGAGGAAGAGUCAUUCAUAGUGAAAAUGUACACUGAUACAAGAUGAAUUUUUCUGCUUUAUAUCAAGAAAGACAGAGGCGAAUUCAUCCUGGAAAUACACUUUGUUGAUACAAGUGAAUACACAGUCGAUCUACAAACAUUUUACUUUUGGUUUUGUAUAAUAAAACUCGUCCUUGUAUUCACCAAUUUUACACCUUAUAUUCAUAUAUAAAUAUAAAUAAUGAUAUGUUCAGGUAUACAAUAAAUGUAUUAUUUUAA
This is a messenger RNA of Trichobilharzia szidati, 1522 nucleotides long. NCBI's taxonomy places the organism in Eukaryota, Metazoa, Platyhelminthes, Trematoda, Strigeidida, Schistosomatidae. The record is from the annotation of a GenBank genome assembly.